Loxodonta africana (African savanna elephant) is the source of this 1467-nucleotide messenger RNA. RefSeq names its product isopentenyl-diphosphate delta isomerase 1 (gene IDI1). NCBI's taxonomy places the organism in Eukaryota, Metazoa, Chordata, Mammalia, Proboscidea, Elephantidae. The transcript is spliced from 5 exons. Gene Ontology annotation, molecular function: isopentenyl-diphosphate delta-isomerase activity. Gene Ontology annotation, cellular component: cytoplasm. The coding region runs from base 295 to 1197 and encodes 300 amino acids. Gene Ontology annotation, biological process: isoprenoid biosynthetic process; isopentenyl diphosphate biosynthetic process. The record is from RefSeq and is a predicted model, not a curated record.
CAGUCCUCCCCAGUCAAGGAACCUCAGCCUAGCAGGGUGGGGGCGGGGCAUGUCGUCCACUUAAUUCUCCCUCCUUGGGUAAAGGUGUUGGAUUCGCGGUGCAGGGGUGUGUGGAGCGCAUUUCUACACCCUACCGUUUCCCUCGACUCGGCUGGUCGGCUGAGGCAGCCGCGAGUCGCGGAUUUGGGGCAAGAGUAGUGCCGUAAGGAGGUGGCCCGCCCUCGCCAGCCGUAGCACCAUCGGGCGAUCUGAAGACGUAAGGCGCGGGCCGGCGCGCGAUUGGCCGCCGCGAGGAUGUGGCGCGGCUGGCUCGUUGUGGCGGUGUCUCGGGAGCUUGGGCGUGUGGCCGGUGGCUCCGCCUUGGGGCGGGGCCCACGCGCAGCUGCCGGCGGCCGAAGGAGGCGCACCGCGCCGCACCACUUGGCUGGAUUUUUAGUCGCCGGGCUCAGUGACGGGCUGGUCAGCUGCGGCCGGAGCGCGGGUAUUUUAGGACAGAUCAGACAUACUGUAACGAUGCCUGAAAUAAAUACUGACCGUCUUGAUGAGAAGCAGGUUCAACUUCUGGCAGAGAUGUGCAUUCUUAUUGAUGAAAAUGACAACAGAAUUGGGGCUGAGACGAAAAAAAAUUGUCACCUGAAUGAAAACAUAGAGAAAGGAUUAUUGCAUCGAGCUUUUAGUGUCUUCUUAUUCAACACAGAAAAUAAGCUCCUACUACAGCAGAGAUCAGAUGCUAAAAUUACCUUUCCAGGUUGUUUUACCAAUACUUGUUGUAGUCAUCCAUUAAGUAAUCCAGGAGAACUUGACGAAAAUGAUGCAAUUGGAGUAAGACGUGCAGCACAGAGGCGUUUAAAAGCUGAGCUAGGAAUUCCUAUGGAACAGGUUCCACCAGAAGAAAUUAAUUAUCUAACACGAAUUCACUACAAGGCUCAGUCUGAUGGCGUUUGGGGUGAACAUGAAAUUGAUUACAUUUUGUUGGUGAAGAAGAAUGUAACUUUGAAUCCAGACCCUAAUGAGAUUAAAAGCUAUUGUUAUGUGUCAAAGGAAGAACUAGAAGAACUUCUGAAAAAAGCAGCCCGUGGUGAAAUUAAGAUAACUCCAUGGUUUAAAAUUAUUACAGAGGCUUUUCUUUUUAAAUGGUGGGACAACUUAAAUCAUUUGAAUCAGUUUGUUGAACAUAAGAAAAUAUAUAGAAUGUGAAAGGGGAGAUGAUUGAUUAGUAAAGGCCUGAAGAAUUUCUAGGUAGUGAACUCAGAAUAAUGGUGUGUGUUUUAUUUUUAAGUUUGGUUCUUUAUUAGGAGAACUCACAUUUGAUACAUUGAUGCUUUUAACAACUAAAAGAUCUGUGGAAAGGACAUAAUUUUUUUUUAUCAUAUACCCGUACAUAUGCAUUGCUGUUUGUAGAAGAAGACAUGAAAGAUUAUUGUUUAAAAAAAAAAAAAGAGAGCAAAUAAAACUCCAUUUAACCUG